AGAGCAGUUUUUUUUUACUAACUAAAGCCCAGCCCUAUCACCACCUUCACUCGGCCCCUACCAACACCCUCAGCUAAACGCCACCGCCAAUGAACACGCAGCAACCUGCCGUUUACCUCACCUUCAUCAAACCACCUACGCACUUUCACCUAAAAGCUACUGCCAAGUGCCAACCUAAUCACCAUCACCAUCCCACCGACACCAAUUUUAAAGAUGGUGGUGGAGGCGGUGCGGGAAUUUUGUGAUGGAGGUGGUGCUGCGCACUUUUCUUGGUGUAGGGGGUGCCGGAUUUUUUUGGUGGAGGUGGUGGUGGUGUACGCUUUUAUGGUGGAGGCGGUGCUGAUUUUUUGUGAUGGAAGUGGUGCCGUGCGCUUUGGCUGUGGAGGCGUUGUGGGGUUUUUGUGAUGGAGGUGGUUCAGCUUCUGUGGUGGUGGACUUGUGGGCUUGGCGGUGGAUAGAGCUCUCAGAUCGGUUGUGCGGCCGCAUUCCCUGGGAAAAGGAGAGAGGAUCAGAGGAUAUAAUUGGGGAACAGGAAAGAUAACUUAUAAUGGCGACGAUUUGACACAAAUUGUUCCCCAUAGAAGGAGUGCUUAUAUCAGUCAAAAUGAUCUUCAUUUUGGAGAAAUGACAGUAAGGGAGACACUCGAUUUUUCAGGACGAUGUUUAGGGGUUGGGAAUCAGUAUGAGUUAUUGGAAGAACUCUUAACACAAGAGAAGCAAUUAGGGAUCACCCCGGAUCUUGAUGUUGAUGUCUUCAUGAAGGCCAUAGCAGUUUCAGGUCAAGAAAGUAGUCUAGUUACUGACUAUGUCUUCAAGUUACUUGGAUUAGAUAUAUGUUCCGAGACCAUGGUGGGUGAUGAGAUGAGGAGGGGUAUCUCUGGUGGUGAGAAGAAGCGUUUAACUCUAGGUGAAAUGUUGGUUGGACCAACAAAAGUCUUUCUAAUGGAUGAAAUAUCAACAGGAUUGGAUAGUUCCACCACUUUUCGCAUAUGCAAGAAUUUAAGACAAAUUGUUCAUAUGAUGGAUGUUACAAUGAUCAUUUCUCUUCUACAACCAACUCCUGAGACAUAUGAGCUGUUUGAUGAUAUAAUUCUUCUUUCUGAAGGCCACAUUAUCUAUCAGGGCCUGUGUGAAGAUGUUCUUGAGUUUUUUGAGUACAUGGGAUUCAAGUGCCCUGAAAGAAAAGAAGUUGUCGAUUUUUUGCUAGAGGUAACUUCCAAGAAAGACCAAGCACAAUACUGGGCUAAGGAACAGUCUUCACACAGUUACAUUUCUGCUAUUGAGUUUGCUCAAGCCUUCAAAUCUUUCCGAAUCGGGCAAAAACUAUCAUCGGAUCUUUGCAUUCCUUAUGAUUAUAAAUCUAAAGCAGCCCAACCACCAGGUGCUCUAGAGAAGGAAAUGUAUGGCAUCUCCAAUUGGAAACUAUUAAAGGCUUGUUUCUCACGGGAGUGGAUGUUGAUGAAGAGGAAUUCUUUUGUUUACAUCUUCAAAACAACACAGAUAACUAUCAUGUCAUUGAUUACCAUGACGGUGUUUCUGAGGACAACAAUGCACCACGAAACAGUAGCAGAUGGUGGAAAAUACUUGGGAGCUUUAUUUUUCAGUCUCAUGAAUAUGAUGUUUAAUGGAAUGGCAGAAUUUCCUAUGACAGUCAUUACCCUUCCGGUUUUCUACAAACAAAGGGAUCUUUUCUUCUACCCUGCAUGGGCGUAUGCCUUACCCAUAUGUGUCCUUCGAAUACCUCUGUCGUUUUUGGAAUCUGCAAUAUGGACUAUUCUCACGUAUUACACUGUAGGCUAUGCUCCUGCUGUUAGUAGGUUUUUUUGCCAGUGGCUAGCACUCUUCUGCACAAAUCAGAUGGCUAUGUCUCUCUUUCGCUUGCUUGGUGCUGUUGGAAGAACAAUGGUUAUUGCUAGCACUAUCUGUACCUUAACCUUGCUGUCUGUUUUUGUCCUAGGUGGUUUCAUAAUUGCAAAGGAUGAUAUUGCACCUUGGAUGAAAUGGGCAUACUACCUUUCGCCUAUGAUGUAUGGACAAAAUGCUAUAGUUAUUAAUGAAUUUCUUGAUAAGCGAUGGAGCAUGCCUAAUACGGAUUCAAGAUUCCAUGAACAAACCAUUGGCAAAGUCAUACUAUCCUCGAGAGGCUUUUUUAAACAACAGUAUUGGUUCUGGAUUUGUAUAGGAGCUCUAUUGGGGUUUACUCUCAUAUUCAACUUGUUCUAUAUACUGUCAUUGACAUACUUAAAUCCUAUUAUCCAUUCCAGAACUAUACCGUUGGAGGAGGAUGACAUCCAAAAGGAGCAUGAUGAUAAAGGUAGCCUUGUAAAGAGUACUAGUUCUUCUGUAAAUGGUGCUCCGGAAAGAGGAAUGGUCUUGCAUUUCCAACCUCUUUCACUAACAUUCUGCCAUGUCAAUUACUAUGUGGAUACGACUGCUGAAAUGAAAGGCCAAGGUUGCAAAGAAGAUCGUCUUCAAUUGUUACAAGAUGUUAGUGGUGCUCUAAGGCCUGGGAUAUUGACGGCACUAGUUGGUGUAAGUGGCGCGGGAAAAACCACAUUAAUGGAUGUGCUUGCCGGAAGAAAGACUGGUGGCCACAUCGAAGGAAGCAUCAAGAUAGAUGGGUACCCUAAAAAGCAGGAAACGUUUGCUCGGAUUAGUGGUUACUGUGAACAGAAUGACAUCCAUUCACCUCAUGUAACUGUCUAUGAAUCCCUAAUAUACUCAGCUUGGCUUCGUCUGUCUGCAGAUGUAGACAUAAAAGCAAGAAAGAUGUUUGUUGAAGAAGUAAUGGAGUUGGUUGAGCUUAAACCACUUAAGGAUGCUUUAGUUGGUCUUCCCGGUGUGAGCGGCCUUUCGAUAGAACAAAGGAAAAGGCUGACAGUUGCAGUAGAGCUAGUAGCUAAUCCAUCCAUUAUUUUUAUGGAUGAACCAACAUCAGGGCUUGAUGCUAGAGCUGCGGCUAUUGUCAUGCGCACUGUGAGAAAUACUGUGGACACUGGAAGAUCUGUGGUUUGCACAAUUCAUCAGCCAAGUAUAAAUAUCUUUGAGGCUUUUGAUGAGCUCUUGUUGAUGAAAAGGGGAGGACAAAUAAUUUAUGCAGGACCCCUUGGUCACCACUCUUGUGAGCUCAUUCAAUACUUUGAAGCCAUUCCUGGUGUGCCUAAAAUCAAGGAUGGUUAUAAUCCUGCGACAUGGAUGCUCGAUAUCAGUACUCCUCUAGUAGAGUCUCAGCUGAAUGUGGAUUUUGCAGAGCAUUAUACAAAUUCCUCUCUUUAUCAGAGGAAUCAAGAACUGAUUAGAGAGCUCAGCUCUCCUGCACCAGGUUCUAAAGAUCUGUUCUUCCUAACUGAGUACUCCCAACCGUUCCUUGUUCAAUUUAAGGCUUGUUUCUGGAAGCAAUAUUGGUCUUAUUGGAGGAACUCAGAAUACAAUCUUGCUCGAUUUUCCAUGACCGUUUUUAUAGGCCUUAUCUUCGGUGUUUUGUUCUGGAAUAAAGGAGGCAAAAUAUCUAAACAACAAGACCUACUGAACCUCCUAGGUGCCAUGUAUUCUGCUGUACUUUUCCUUGGGGGUACUAACACUUCUGCCGUGCAAGCUGUUGUUGCCACUGAGAGGACAAUUUUCUAUCGUGAAAAGGCGGCAAGGAUGUACUCUGCACUACCCUAUACAUUUGCUCAGGUAGCAAUAGAAGCAAUUUACAAUGUGAUCCAAACUUUUGUUUACACCCUACUCCUCUACAUCAUGAUUGGAUUUGAAUGGAACAUCGGGAAGUUCUUGUACUUCUACUACUUCAUCUUAAUGUGCUUCCUUUACUUCACACUGUAUGGAAUGGUGCUCGUUUCUCUUUCACCGGGUCAUCAAAUUUCAGCCAUUAUAAUGAAUUUCUUCCUCGGCUUCUGGAACAUAUUUGCUGGAUUCUUGAUUCCUAGAUCGCAAAUACCAAUCUGGUGGAGAUGGUUUUACUGGGCUUCCCCACUUUCCUUGACAUUAUAUGGUCUUGUAACAUCACAAGUUGGCGACAUUGAUUCUACUCUUGUUGUACCGGGAGCAAGCCACAACAUACCCGUUAAGGUCUUCCUCAAAGAUUAUUUUGGUUAUGACUAUGAAUCCCUACCUUUCAUUGUUGUUGCACAUCUUUGUUGGGUCAUGUUCUUCGUUUUCGGCUUUGCUUAUGGCAUGAAGUUCAUCAACUAUCAAAAGCGAUGAAUCCACGAUUUGAUCCGUCAUCUUUUUCCAUGAAGUUUGUGGAUUAGAUUAUAUGUAAGGGAGGGAAUAGUAAAUUGUAACUUGCACUUGAUUAUACAGGUCCAACCCUAAGGGUAAAUAUGGUGUAACCAUAUUUGUUAUGGGAUUAUUAGUUCGUUUUAAAUCAAAAAUGAUCACAUGUAGUUUUGGCGGGAAAGUUGGUUAAGGUAGUUAGCUGACUUGAGGAAUAAGUUGCUUGAAAAUAGGAAUUUUGUUAGAGAAUUAGUUAGCUGAUUUCUGACAGCUUAUAACUAAUUCGAAUGCAUUGUAUUUGGAUAUAUGAAUACAAUUACAAUAACAAAUUCCUCAUCUCUCUCUCUUUCUCUCUCUUA
Spinacia oleracea (spinach) is the source of this 4577-nucleotide messenger RNA. Its product is annotated as ABC transporter G family member 34-like. The record is from RefSeq and is a predicted model, not a curated record. Gene Ontology annotation, cellular component: membrane. The transcript is spliced from 16 exons. Bases 625 to 4206 code for a protein of 1193 amino acids. NCBI's taxonomy places the organism in Eukaryota, Viridiplantae, Streptophyta, Magnoliopsida, Caryophyllales, Amaranthaceae. Gene Ontology annotation, molecular function: ABC-type transporter activity; ATP hydrolysis activity; ATP binding.